This is a messenger RNA of Coregonus clupeaformis (lake whitefish), 3334 nucleotides long. Its product is annotated as transcription factor MafB-like. Gene Ontology annotation, biological process: regulation of transcription by RNA polymerase II. Gene Ontology annotation, molecular function: RNA polymerase II cis-regulatory region sequence-specific DNA binding; DNA-binding transcription factor activity, RNA polymerase II-specific. Gene Ontology annotation, cellular component: nucleus. The record is from RefSeq and is a predicted model, not a curated record. Lineage: Eukaryota; Metazoa; Chordata; Actinopteri; Salmoniformes; Salmonidae.
CGUAAAUUCCCAUGUCGUUUGCAGUGCCCUAGUCUGAAAGUUUUUUUCCACUUCUUUUUCGUUUUCUACUUUUGUACCUCUCUGAACACGAGUCUGCUGCAUUGGAGGAAUAGGAAAAACUACUGCAUGAGACGAGCGGGAGAACAGACGCUUAUUUUUAAGAAGUCUGUUUUUGCGACGCUGGGAAACACCUUCGCCAAUCUGCAGCAGAGUCGUGGCAGCACCAUGAGCGCAGAGCUGAGCAUGGGCCCGGAGCUCCCCAACAGCCCUCUGGCUCUGGAAUACGUCAACGACUUUGACCUAAUGAAGUUUGACGUGAAGAAGGAAGGUCUGGCCGGGCUGGAACGCGCCGGGGUGCGCCAGUGUAUUCGGCUCCAGCCCCAGGGCUCUGUGUCCUCCACCCCCAUCAGCACACCAUGCAGCUCGGUGCCCUCCUCACCCAGCUUCAGCCCCACAGAGCAGAAGAACCAUCUGGAGGAGCUCUACUGGAUGCCCAACGGCGGGUACCACCAGCAGAUCGACCCACAGACGUUAAGCCUGACCCCGGAGGAUGCAGUGGAGGCCCUGAUUGGAGCCACAGCCCAUGGCCAACACCCGUCCCCGCAUGUCCAGCAGCAGCUGCAGCAGGGCGGCUUCGAUGGCUACAGAGGGCCUCACCACCACCACAACCACCAUGGCCAUCCUCAACAGCACCACCAUCCCUAUGGGGGAGGCAUUCCGCACCACCCAGAUGAACUGCCUGGACACCCGGGGGGCCACAGCCACCCACACACCCAGCACCACCACCACAGCCAGGACCCAGACAGCCCGUCCCCCGUCUCCCCAGACUCCCACCAAGCCCUCCACCACCACCGCCUCCAACACCACCACCAACACGACCACCAGGGCCAGGGGCACCAAGGCUUAGGCAACGUGGAGGACCGAUUCUCUGAUGAUCAACUGGUGUCCAUGUCUGUGAGGGAGCUGAACAGGCACCUGCGGGGGUUCACCAAGGACGAGGUCAUCCAUCUCAAGCAGAAGAGGCGGACCCUAAAAAACAGGGGCUACGCACAGUCCUGCCGCUUCAAGCGGGUGCAGCAGAAGCAUGUGCUGGAGAACGAGAAGACUCAUCUGAUUAACCAGGUGGAGGCGCUCAAGGCGGAGAUCAAUCGGCUGGCGCGCGAGAGGGACGCCUACAAACUCAAGUGCGAGAAACUGACGGGAACGGGAGCGAAUAACGGGAUCCGCAAGGCAGGGUCAGCAAGUGACAACCCGUCAUCUCCAGAGUUUUUCAUGUGAGUUGUUAUUAUGGCUCUAUUGACUCUCCCCUACCCCACCAUCAACUGAUGCUGAUGAACAAACAAUAAUAAUCAAAUACGCCUUCAUGUUGACUAUACUAAUGACAGCAACUAUAUUCAUAUUAGAAUAAUAAUCCAUGAAAUAGUAAUAUUCUCAUAUGUAACCAUCUCUCUCCAUCCACGUGACAACUGAGAUACAAAGAACAAGGUAGACUGUUUGGUCAACGUCGCAUCUUUGUAGAUUAGUUGCUUGUAGUGAGGAUACUUUUUUCCAUCUUCCUGAGAGAAGAGAGAAACGGCGGGUGAACUUUCCUCGUUUCAGGCUACUGCUUUUACGGUGGCUGUUAGUGGGAUGACCGACCGGCGUAUAGGGCCUGAAAAAAGAAAAUAGAAUUUAUAAACAAGACUCCACAUUAUGCAAUCUUGAAUUCUGUCUACUUAUCCCGCAAAGGGGGGUGGGGGGGCAUUUUAUGCAACAUCUCAUUGGUUGCCUGCUUAGUUAUAUUCGCAUAUAUAUUGAAACAAAAAUCUCCAUUAAAUAUUAAUCCUGCAUGCUGGACAUGUACGGACGGUAAUAAUUUCUAUUUUGUACUAUCUUUUUGUUUCUCGUAACCUAUCUUAAUAAGAGCAUGUCGUUGAUCUGCGCUUCUCCAUAGCGUUGUUGGGUUUAGAGGAAUGGAAUGGGGUCGGUACAGCAGGGCUGCCUGUGCAGUAUCGUAAUGUCUGGUGUUCUGUAGCCUUGUAAAUAUUACGCAACGCAAAACUGCACACCAAGAUUGAAGAGGCUGGUUUUAACUUCUUUCUUUCUUGGAGUUUUUUUCUUCUUCAUAUUUUUGAGUUUCUUUUGGUUGGUAUUGAUUCAGAGAUAUGGCCAUUUUGCUGUUGCAUUUAAACAAAACAAACUGUAUAUUAAGUGCACUUUUUGGAUAAUGGUUUGUAUUAAGUUUUCAUUUUGAGUUUUGUGCAGACGACCGUAAAGGAAGACAUACUAUGAUUAUGGAUUAUUCUAUUAUAAUAAUAAUGACAAGAUAGAUGCAAGCUUAAUAAUGACCAUAUGACACAAUGUGAUGUAUUGUGCGAAACUGUAAAAACAAACGCCUCGCUAGAAUAUCAGCAGAUGAGUGAGUCCUUUGCGCACCACAUUUACGCACCAUGCAUAAUUUAUUGUUCUUCUCUCCUCGGAGAAAAUACUUUCACAUGUUAUUCCAUUUCAUUUCAAUGUGGUGCUGUAGUCAGAAUAGUUUUUCUUAACCAGGAAUUCCCUUCUGUUAACUAUUGCCUAACCCUAAUGUGAAUGUAAUGUGAAGAACACAUGUAGCAGGUCAGUCAUAUAAUUUCAACUUGAUUAACUUUAUUUUUUGGGGUGCAGCUGAAUCGCAUUAACAGCGAUAUGGGCCUACUAUAGGCCUAUUUUGUACUUUUCCUCGGCAAUAUCAAGCAUUUUUAAUAAAGUGUCUCAAAUAUGCUCAAUAAUGUUAACCAUGUCAGGGGUUUUAUGUGAAUUAAAAAAGUAUUUAGAUUGCGCAUGCGUUUCGAAAUACGACGUUGAAAUAUAUUAAUGCUAUAUGUUUUCUCCCCAAAAAUUCUGCCGGUCAGUAAAAAAAGGGAUUCAGGUUGUGCAAAAUCUCAAAAUGAAAACUGUUGUGUAUGUUAUAUGAUAUUAUGUUUUCCUAUUUUUUAUUAUUAUUUGGUGUUUCUGGUUCUGCUGGCCAGAUGCAUAGUUAAAGUUUUUAUUUUAAUGAUUUAAAUUAACAAACUGUCAGAUCAUUAUGAAUACGCAUGGUGCUUGCAUUUAAAAACUAUUGUUGAAAAGUCAUGCAUUUAACAAUCUCUUGGUUUGUUACUGAUUCAACUGUGUUGAAAUCAAAUUGAAACUGCAGCAGCGGGUUGUUGUUUUUAAUUUCAUGCAUUUUGCGAUGAUGAUGGUUAUACAUUUGAAAUCCGGUCUAUAUAAAUAAGAUUAAAUCAAUUAUCUUAAAUUUGAACUGUUGUAGUUCCAUUCAGGCUGGUUUCUGUUUUGUCUCAUUUUUUUUUUUUUUUGGAAGAAAUGGUUUCCU